AUGUAUUUAAAUCUAUUUUUAAUUAUUUUAAAUUAUAUUUCCAUUUCACUGUCUGCAAAAGUAACAUGGUUACCGAAUACAAGUUUUAAUUUGCCAAAUAAUUUUAAAAAUGGGAAACUGCCGUGUUCGAAAGAAACCGUGAUAUUUCCAGAAACUUUAACAAGUUCAAUUAGAAUUGAAGCUGAUACGUCAGUGGGUGGAUUUGUCCUACCAUUGGAUGGAGAGUUGAUCCUAACAGAAGGAUCGAUUGGCUUUGGACCAGCGAGAGAUGACAAUUGUACGAGAUAUGGUAACACAUACUACACAGAGAAGUCUAUUUCUUUAUGGGCUCACCCAGAUGUAUGGAGUUCAUCUAAAUUCAAUAAGGCGACUCCUGACGCGGAAAGAGUUCCUUGCUUCGAUGACAUUGUCGAGUUUCCUCAAAAUACUGAUUUCACUGUUGUUCUACCUGAUAAUACUCAGAAAGUACGAGGGAUAACACUAAACGGUGAAAGUUUUGAUACGAAGACAUUUAGGGAUUACGUUUUAAGUCAGGCGGAUCAAAGUCAACAGUUUAUUCUUAAUGAAAAUGGAGACACUGGAGUUGUUGUUGAGCGAAGUUACUGUACGUCACCGGCUGGAUGCCCUUGUCAAAAUAAUGCAUUAGAAAUUGAUUGCUCGACUAAAUUUUGUCCUAUACCCACCUGUGUAAAUCCAGUUGAGCCUGUUGGACAUUGUUGUAAGAUAUGUGGAGGCGUCAUAGCUUUUGAUAUUGACCGAAGUUUUGACAUGACAGCAUUUAAAGAAAAAGUAGCAAGAGUUAUUGACAGUUACGGAGGAAGUUUGAUAUAUCAUGUUGGAAGGCUGCCAAAUAAAGUACAGCUUGUUGUUGUAGAAAAGGAAGAAUAUACCGGGACUAGUGCUGAAGUUGUCAAUAAUAUUGCUUAUAAUUUGGAAAGUCAUAUCGUUCAUCAGAUGCAAAUUAGUGGCAGCCCUCUCUACAAGUCAGGUUUAGGCGGGAAAAUAUUUAUAUCGAUGUUCUUUGCAGUGGCUCUAGUAAUGGUUGCCAUAUAUGUUUACUACUACAAGCUCCCUGAGGUAAGAUUCCCUAUUAUGAGUAGAAGUCAACCAAGCUUCUUUUCGAGGUUUGAUCGGAGAACUGAAAGUGUUGUCUCUUUAACAAGACGAGAUUCGGUUGCCCCAAUGGGAUUAAGUACAGAUACCGCUUUUAGAAAUCCAUUAUACGAUUCGAAAAGGAAAUAUUUAGUUGAGGAAUCUGUUUCUGAAGAAUAAAUAAUAACAUUGAUUAAGAGAAAUGAAAUUGUAUAGUUAAAAUGUUUGAUUGAAUUUCAAGGUGUUUAUUUUAUUAAAAGUAAAUGGAAUUAUUAUUCAAGUUAAAGUUAAUAAGGCGAAGUUUACGUAACCUUAUUCAGAAGAGUCAUCAUGGAAAAUGGAUCCGACUGAUAAAAGUUUCGAAGUAAACAAUUUAAAACAAACCAACAGAAGUUUGGACUAACAUCGGCAGAAGUUGGAAAUUCAACAAUAUGCAAGGAAUAUCGAUAAAGCGAUGAAAUUCUAUCCUGCUCAGUCUAAUAUUUAACACAGCCCUUUGUUUCUUUGCCCUUUCUUUGCUAAAUGUGAACUCAAUCAAUAGUAUUGGGUUUCUUCAAAACAGCUCAAAAGACGCGACUGUCAUGAGACUCGUUAAUCAUUUCUCUUUGAUGUUUGUUCGACGAAAAAGUGUGCCGUGUACGAAUGAUUUAUUUAUAAAUUAUUUUAAGAUUUAAAAAUACUAUCUUGUAAUUAUUUUUAAAUUUGAAUGCUGUUUAUUAAGACCAAGGUUACUUAUUUUUUCUAGUGUAGUGGAUAUCAUAUACGUAGAAAUCUGUACUGCUAUAUUUUUUUUAAAUUAAAUAAUACAGUGCAUUAAAAA
This is a messenger RNA of Melitaea cinxia (Glanville fritillary), 1912 nucleotides long. It is a transcript of the gene Amnionless, whose product is annotated as protein amnionless. Gene Ontology annotation, biological process: receptor-mediated endocytosis; intracellular protein localization. The record is from RefSeq and is a predicted model, not a curated record. NCBI's taxonomy places the organism in Eukaryota, Metazoa, Arthropoda, Insecta, Lepidoptera, Nymphalidae. Gene Ontology annotation, cellular component: endocytic vesicle; apical plasma membrane. Bases 1 to 1272 code for a protein of 423 amino acids. The transcript has a single exon.